Molecule: messenger RNA, 525 nt
Organism: Chionomys nivalis (European snow vole)
Lineage: Eukaryota; Metazoa; Chordata; Mammalia; Rodentia; Cricetidae
Gene: Ascl3
Product: achaete-scute family bHLH transcription factor 3
Exons: 1
Coding region: 1-525 (174 amino acids)
Biological process (GO): regulation of transcription by RNA polymerase II; developmental process
Molecular function (GO): protein dimerization activity; DNA-binding transcription factor activity, RNA polymerase II-specific; RNA polymerase II transcription regulatory region sequence-specific DNA binding
Source: RefSeq, a predicted model, not a curated record
AUGGACAACAGAAGCUACUCCAACCCUCCAGACAGCCUUUCCAUCUUCUCCGAGUCUGCCCACUUGCCACUGUCCAGGCCCUUCUACCUGGACCCCAUGGUCACUGUCCACCUGUGCCCCGAGGCCCCUGUGCCGCCCCCUUACACGAACGAGCUGCCUCUGCUGCCCUUUACCGGCGAUACCCUGAUCAUGGACAAUUAUGGGGACCCAUACCCCUUCCCUUUCCCCAUGCCUUACGCCAACUACAGGCGCUGUGACUACGCCUACGGGCCCGCCUUCAUCCGCAAGAGGAAUGAGCGCGAGAGGCAGCGAGUCAAGUGUGUGAACGAAGGCUACGCCCGGCUGCGGCGACACCUGCCCGAGGACUACCUGGAGAAGCGACUCAGCAAAGUGGAGACCCUCCGAGCUGCCAUCAAGUACAUCAGCUAUCUGCAGUCUCUCCUGUACCCGGAUGAGACUGAGGCUGGGAGGAACCCUCAGACCACCAGUUGCGGCCCCCUAGAGCCGUCUCUGAGAGUCAUUUGA